Messenger RNA from Linum tenue, 216 nucleotides. Lineage: Eukaryota; Viridiplantae; Streptophyta; Magnoliopsida; Malpighiales; Linaceae. The record is from the annotation of a GenBank genome assembly.
AUGAAGCGAUUUCCCAUUGUACUUUUGUUCUGUGCAGAGAAUGGCAACAAGGGCAAGCUUGGGAAGGCAGCGUACUUGGAGAAGUGGAUCACAACAAUAGCUCCAUUAAAAGCCGGCGAAACAGCCUACGAUGUCAGCUUCGAGUGGGAAGAAGAAGAGAUCGGAGUUCCAGGAGGGUUUCUUAUCAAGAACAAUCACCAAACGAGUUCUUCUUAA